Molecule: messenger RNA, 2657 nt
Organism: Coccinella septempunctata (seven-spotted ladybird)
Lineage: Eukaryota; Metazoa; Arthropoda; Insecta; Coleoptera; Coccinellidae
Gene: p115
Product: general vesicular transport factor p115
Exons: 5
Coding region: 107-2545 (812 amino acids)
Biological process (GO): endoplasmic reticulum to Golgi vesicle-mediated transport; intracellular protein transport; vesicle fusion with Golgi apparatus
Cellular component (GO): endoplasmic reticulum; Golgi stack; ER to Golgi transport vesicle membrane
Source: RefSeq, a predicted model, not a curated record
AACGUGGACAAAUUCCGGUUUGACAGUUGAUAACAACAACAUCCUCAAGAGUUUUGGAAUUGACGAUAUGUGUAAUUAGGUGGUCUCAAUUUUUUCAUUCAAGUGAAUGAAAUCAGAGAUGGAAUAUUUCCGAAGCGGCCUGAAAUCUGUGUUGGGAGCACCAGCUCCCGACCAACAAAUAACAGGAGCAGAAACAGUUGAAAGACUUGUGAGCAGAGUUAGUACUUCUACACUUCUUGAAGAUAGGAGGGAUGCUUGUAGAGCACUCAAAGCCUUAUCGAAAAAAUAUAGAGUUGAAGUUGGAGCUCACAGUAUGGAUGUACUGAAACAGGUCUUAGAAUUGGAUAGAGCAGACUGUGAAAUCAUUGGGUAUUGCCUAGAUACUCUGUGUAAUAUUACCUCCAGAGAACCUUUCGAGGAAGAGACUGAAUCUUCACUAGCUAUAAAUGUUAAUAUUGGAGAGCAAUUCACAGAAAUGUUCAUUAAAAAUACAGAAAGUGUCUCAUUAGUAUUGAGUUUUUUGGAAGAAUACGAUUUUAGAGUAAGAUGGCCAGCUGUUAAAUUAAUAACAUCUCUAUUAGCCAACAAGCCCAAAGAGAUACAAGAUAUAAUAUUAGUCAGCCCGAUGGGUGUAUCAAAAUUGAUGGAUUUAUUGGGUGAAAGUAGGGAAGUCAUCAGGAAUGAUGCACUCCUAUUGUUAAUCAAUUUAACAAAGAACAAUGCAAAUAUUCAAAAAAUCGUGGCAUUCGAGAAUGCUUUUGACAGAUUAUUUGAGGUUAUAAUUGAGGAAGGCUUAACAGAAGGUGGUAUUGUUGUUGAAGACUGCUUGAUCUUGAUGCUCAAUUUAUUGAAAAACAACACUAGUAAUAUAAAUUUUUUCAAAGAGGGUUCUUACAUUCAAAAGAUUGCUCCUAUGUUGAUUCUGCCCGAUAACCUAGAAGAAAUUGGUUGGAGCCCUCAAAAAGUUUCAAACAUGCAUUGCGUUCUACAGCUAGUUCGAACGUUAGUCAGUCCCAACAAUCCUAUUCAAAUUAUUACUGCCUGCCAAAAAAGUAUGAGAAAUGUGAACCUUUUGGAAGCCUUAUGUAAUAUACUGAUGGCAAGUGGAGUACCAGCAGACAUUUUAACAGAAACUAUCAACACUGUUGCUGAAAUAAUAAGAGGAAACCUAACAAAUCAAGAAUACUUUGCCAAUGUCAUGGCACCUUCCAAUCCCCCACGUCCAGCCAUUGUUGUCUUAUUGAUGUCGAUGGUUAAUGAAAAGCAACCUUUUCAACUUCGUUGUGCUGUUUUAUACUGCUUUGAAUGCUUUUUGUACAAGAAUGAGAUUGGUCAGGGCCAAAUUAUUCAAACACUACUUCCUAGCUCUUUAGCAACGUCAGACGUCACUACUGGUCAAUUAUUGUGUGGUGGAUUAUUUAGCAAUGACAGUUUAAGCAAUUGGUUUUCCUCAAUCUCUCUUUCACACUGCUUAAUUGACAAUCCAGCGCAAAAAGAACAGUUAUUGAGGGUUAUGAUAGCCACUAAUCUAGGUGCACAGGCAAUAGGCUUGUUACAUCAAAGUGUGGUGUAUCUUCAGCAAAGUAACAAACUCCAAUCUAAAAUUGGAAUUCUGAUGCUUUUAGCAAUGUGGCUAUCACAGUGUCAACAAGCUGUUCAAGUAUUUCUUAACAUUCCAGGUGCCAUGGCAUUUUUAACAGCACAAACUUCAGCAAGUGAAUAUGACAAUAACGAAGAACUGAUACAAGGCAUAUGUGCUUUUAUAAUGGGCCUUUGUGUAGUUUUCAAUGAUAACUCUGUUCAGAACUAUUCUAAAGAAAAUCUUUCUCAGCUUAUCGAGAAACGUGUUGGUAUCGAGACAUACUGUAAAAAGUUGAAUGAGAUAUCGAGACAUGAAGUUUAUGCAAGGGCUGCUAAGCAACCUCAAAUACUGGCAAAGCAUUCAAGUGAACUUUUGCUGGAGUUUGAGUUUUGUAAGCUAUUCAAGUCAUUCGAAGGUGUCAUUAUAAAUGCUUUGGGCGUGCAAAGGGAUCUCCAAAAUGGCAUAUCGGAAUUGAGUUUGAGCGAACAUGAAAAUGCUCUGCUGUUGCAGUACAAGGAGUUGAUCAGAGAUCAAGAUAGGAAACUGCAUGAUUUACAAAAAGCCUUCAAUAGUGCACAAAGAGAGAAAGAAAUGCUGAAGAAUGAACUCGAGGAACUUCGUCAAACUAAUUCCCAAUUAAAUGAUCAGAAUACGCUCCUAAAAGUUCAAUUAGCCACCAAUUCAACAGCAAACAAUGUAGAUCAUAACUGUAUUGAGCCACAAGAACCCCUUACGAUCAAAAAAGAAAUAGUCGUAAAUGAAGAGCUCCAAAAAUUGAAGGAUGAGCUGAAGGAAAAAUCAGAUGAACUUGAACAUUUACGAAAGGAUCAGGAGGAUCUCUUGGAACUUCUGACUGAUCAAGAUUGUAAACUUACUGUUUUCAAAAAUCGAUUGAGAGAAUUGGGGGAAGUUUUGGAAGAUGAUGAUUCAGAGAAUGGUUCUAAUUCUGAAAAUGAGAUAUGAGAAUUGUAUAGUUUAGUUGUAAGUGAUAUUGUUAUGUUUAUUUAUUGUAUUAUUCAGUGUGCAAGAUGUAAGUUUUAUAUUCACCAUGCAUUGAAAUAUAGCCUUUAAGUAU